GCCGCUCCUUCGACUUCAUCCUCAUCAUCUACGGAUGUGCGGUCAAUCGAUGCUCGAACUGCAUCGCGCGCCAAUCCGUUCGAGGAUGGCGCCACUCGCCCUCCCUCACCCAUCGAUCUCGAUGAAGAUAUACCCAAUGCUAGCUUCUCGGCGCAUGUAAUUGAGAUGCUCAAACCGCUGCCGCUUGCUCAGCCAAGGAGGGAGCAGGCCAUUCAGCAGAGGGCUGCGCGACUUCAUGUCAUUGCGAGGGCUACGGCCAAUCAAUCAAGUACAGCUCCACCCCCGCCGCAGGGUCAAGUGCUGCGCUUGAUCAUCGCCCUCCUCGCCCAAGGCGCCGCAGAGGGUCAGGAGAGUGCGAGCGAUCAGCACGAUGUCCUACCGGACGCCAUCCGCGAAGCAGCUCUCGACGCCCUCAACGAGUCCAUCCGCCUUUCCGACUCGUACUCGAACGAUGCACAGCUCGCCAUCAUAGAGACGAGGAGCGGCGCGCCUGGCUCGCAAUCCUCCAAGUCGCUGGACAGCGAGCAGCCCUUGGCCACCAUCGAUCGCGCCCUCCUCUACCGCCUCGUCACCUAUGACGCGCGUGGACCCAUCACUGCUGCUCUUCCACCUGCUCAGCCUACUCUGCAAAAUCCCUCCAGCACUGCUCUGCCCUGCCUGCACGCCAAGCUGCGCGCCCUUGAGAGUCUGUCCAAAGGUGGGCGCGAAGUGGUAGCAUUCGAUGAUAUUGUCCACCUCCUCAGCGGCUGGCUCAGCAUUGUGUGGGUCGAAGUCCAGUUGCUCCGCAAGAUGGCAAAGAUACUCGACAAUCCCCAAUCAUCGGGCGGCGUCGAUCACCAUGCCUUUGUCCAAGAGCUCUCAGCUCGAGAGUGGUCACUGCAGGCAAUCCUACACCUCUUGACGUCCAUCAUCAUGUUCUCCUUCGCCAAGAUCCACCAAGAUCACAUCGAGGAAGCUUUGACCACCGUCGCGAAGCUCUUCGUCUCCCCAACGAUCGACAGCGGUCUCGAAGAGCCAAUUGCAGCAUCCACUGCUCGACGGGGCAGCUUGCCCAACUUGCUCGUCUCGACGAAGAUGGCUCUUGCCCCCUCAUCGUCGCGUUCACGGUCGCGACAACGCCAGCCUUCAAUGGAGGGCUACUCGUACUUUGGGCUCGAGAACACAACGCCAGAUACAGGGACGAGCACAAACAACUCGCCAUCGAUGACGCCGCGCCUCGCACCGCGUACAGACAAGUCGGCCGUAGCUCCUAUCUCUCUGGCCACCGUCCCACCCCACGCCGGUGGCAACAAUGGCAACGGCAACCGGGGCCGCUCUCGCCCGGAUGACUCCUCAAGCCCCGUCCCACCUCCGCAGCCACAUCCUAUCGCAAGCUUCUCCGAGCUGCACGACAUCGAAGUGCGCUGCGUCCUCAAACUCCUAGACGCGGCCCUCAAGUUCGGUCUCGUACCUCUAGGGUCGAUCGCAAGCAUCAGCGAGAUGCUCUGCCGCAUCAUCGGCUUUGAGCCAGUCUCUGCCGUCUUGUCCUCGCCGAAUGGGAUCAGCUCACUCGCCAACACCUUGUCAUUAGCCACGCUGACACCCUGGCAGGAGGCGGCUAUCCCGGUUAUGGCGAAUUUGCUGAGGAGUCAUUCGGCCAAUGCGUGCAUUCAGGUUGUCAGGACGUUGUUGACCGACCCCGCUGCGGCAAGCGUAGAGGACGAAAGCACCCUCGUUGGGGCGGUGCUAUUUUUGCGAUUUGCGCUCCUUGUUGUAGCCAGGGAGACGGCUGCCAACUCGACGCAGCCAUCGGCGGCGUCCACGAGUGGCGGCUCGGCGGCCAGCAAAGAGAACGCUUUGGCUCCUCGCCUAUCGCUCUCUCUCAUACUCCCCGCGUUGCGAGGCGCCCUGGAUCGUCACUCGGACCUUGUGGAUCUGCAAGUCAUCUCGCUCGUCGAAGCCCUCCUCGUGCCGGGCCCCGAAGCUUCGACUUCGCUCGUGCCGGGAGGUAUACUUCCGCCAGAGGACUGGGACGAGCUGCUCGCCCUCGCUCUCGGCGCUAAACGCCACACUGAGGCCACCUUCUCCCCAACACGAGUGCCGCCAGUGCUGCACGCCCUCAUCCACCUUCUCAGCCGUGUACCUCUCGCCCCUGCCGAGCAACUCGGCCCUUCUCCAGCAGGCAGCGAGCCGCGUCUCCCCUGGACGCCGCGUCUGUGCUCUCUGAUGCUUGCUCUGGCUCCCGCUCUGCCCUCGAAGCUGAGCCAUGCGCUCCUCACCUACUACCGCGCCCACCUGCUCUGCAUGCCCGGUACGCCAGGGUGGAUAGAUAACAUCCACCGCCUACUCACCGCCUUUGGUGGACCGACGACGCGCACCGAGGUACGCCACGCUGUGAUGGCGCUGGUGUACGACGAAGUCUACGAGUGUGUCGUCUCCUUCCCGCAUCAUCGCACCACUCUGCUGCGCCAAGUCAUCCUACCGGCCGCAAAGGCGAGCCUAGCAGACGAAAAGGACGUCGAAGUGGCAGGAAAGAUGCGCAAAGUUCUCGUCCAAGCGGCCGCCCUCAGCAGCGUAGGCAACGACUCUUCAUCCUCCGCCGAGCCCAGCACAUUCGAUGUCGUUCGCGAGCUACUCUGUCGCCUGGCCAGGGACCACCUAGCCGGUACAGGCGCCUCUCACGUCCACUUUGCCACCCCGGCCGGCUCGCAUGAGCAUCGACCCGCCGCCACUACGACGGCAGCAAACGCCGAAGGGUCCACCUCCCGCACGCCUGCCCCGCCAGCUAAGGCAACCAGCUUCGCACUCGACUUGAUCUCCCUCUUCAAUCUGAUCGCCUUCGCGUCUCCCUGGAUCGACUACGACGAUGCCGGGCCGGCGGAGCAUCGUGGCAUCCAAGAGAAGCGGGCGCGCGAUGCUUGCUUGGUUCUCUUUCGGGACCUGAUGGGGCUCCUCCAGCCUGGAGGGGAGACGGUCAGCACGACGAAGCUGGUGGUGUUGCAGUGGUUCUUGCGUAUCAGGACCGAUAGGCAUCAUCGUGUCUUCCUAGCCGAAAAUCUCGACGAUCUAGUCGCGCCCGCGGCAGCUACGCUGCUCAAGACGAGCGAGUCGAGGGCGGCUGCUGCGGCUGCGGCUGAGGCUUCGGCGGCUGCUGCUAGCUCGCGGUCGGAGCGUGAGGCCAGGAGGGCAACGACUGCUGCUGCUAAUGCUGCUAGUGAGGCGAAGCGAUCCAAGUCCCGGGCGAGAGACCCGUCCAUGGAGCGUGGGAGGGCGGCAGAUCGCAGCAAUGAUGGAUCACGCAGGAACGGCGCUGAUCGCAGUGCGAGCGCAUCGCGAGGACGACAGCCUGCCGCUCAGCAAGCAAAGGAGCAGCAACAACAGCAGCAGAAGGAGCAGCCACCGCCAGCGUCUGCGCGUAGUCCUUCGCUCUGGCAGAUACCAGAGGUCUUGGCUUUUGAGAUGCCAGAAUCGAGCCUGCGCAGCGAUAUCGUCUACACUUACAUUCACGACGAUGACCCGACGUGCUCGCACACGCACAUCAAGGGGCCGGACGAUGCGCAUCCUGCCCCGCUACCCGUCUCUGCGCUGCUGGCAUUGUACAUCAAGAUAAUACAGGUGGAGCGAGAUUGGGAAAUCGUCUCCUACCUCAUCUGUUUCCUGCCGCACCAGCUAGCAAACAAGCACCUCUUCUGCGGCCCUAAAGCGCAGGAUCAGAUCCUUGUGCUCCGUCAACACCUCUGCUCGUCCAUCGACCAACAGAAGCUUAUGCCAGACCUCGUUCUGCCAGAAGACGUCAAACGAUCAGACGUCUACGCCGUCAGCUACGGCACCCUCACCACUCUCCUCUCGUACCGCGCCCUCUUCUCGCGCUCUCACCAAGAGGAGAUGGUCGACUCCUUCGUCUCUGGCCUCAACAAGUCUCAGAACACGGCCCUGCCCUGCGUGCGCGCCUUAUCCGUCGCUGUCUACGAGGCGCAGAAGAGCGUAACGCGCCUCCUUCCCAAGAUCCUCGUCAAGCUCUCGACGAUCAUGUCCUCCAUGACCAUGAGCGUGCACAUCCUCGAGCUCAUCGCCUCCAUCGGACAGAUCCCCGCCUGCUACGCAAAUUUCACCGAGCAGGAGUAUCGCCGCGUCUUUGGGAUUGCGCUCCAGUACAUCCAGUAUCACCAGUCACCCGUCACGAGCGGCCGCGAAGACUUCCGGUCGAGCCCGGCACUCUUCGCCCUCUCGCAGUACGUGAUGAUGCUCGCGUACUAUAACAUCUCGCUGUGGUUCAUGACGCUUAGAUUGAGCGAUAGGGCCAAGCAUGUGCCUGCGAUUACGAGGGGACUGCUGCUUGCGGCGAGCGAAGGCGGCAACGAUGGGGGCGGGAUGCCGGACAACAGCGAGGUCUGCUUCGACUUCUUGGCCAGGUUCACGCACUCCAACAUUGGGCCGAAGCCGACUAGGUCGUUCCUCAAUUCGGUCGUAUUGGGGUCGAAGGCUGCGGCAGGGGCAGGUUCAUUGUCCAAGGACGCGAGAGCUAGCAAGACGUGGUUGCUGGGCAAGGGCCUCAUCACCAUCUCUACGCUUCGUCGUGAAGGCUGGGUGGAAAUCGUAAUCCGUCGCGCCUCAGGGACGACCGCCCUUCUCUGCAAGCUGGAAAACGGCACGAGCGGAAGCAACGAGCUUGACGACGAAGACGGCGGGUCCGAUCGUGUUGCUGCGCUCAUGAUGGAUCGCGAUCCUUCUCGCGUGGGCAAGUCUGUUCUGCGUGCCCCGGACGUGUUGGCGAGGGCGGCGCCUUUUGAUCUGGCGAGACGACAUGCGGAUGAGGAUGGUGAGGAGAGUAGUGGUGACGAGGGAGAAGAGGGAGACCCUGCAAAGCGUUCAUUGGAGCAAGAGGCGAAACGCAUGCUGAGAGCCGGGGAGAGAUUGCGUAGACGUCAGCCCUUGGGACCGGGUCACUUCGGGCUUGCAGUCGACGGCAGUGGGCCAAGAGGGCAACGGCGUAGGGGCGCCUCCUUCUCCGGAGCCAUCUCGAGCGAUGCGCCUGCGACGGCGUCCACCUCGGCAGCUGCGCAUUCGAACGAUAGCGAUCCGUACCGACUGCAGCAGCCGACUUCGGACGGCGAUCAAGCUAGCGACACAGACAAGGACACUCGCACUCACACUGGGGACGACGCGGUCAGCGCAGCUCACGAAGAGCGUAUCUCGGCCCGCGAGUUCUCCAUCGACCCAAGCACCGUAGCACUCCAACUCUCUUCCUACCCAGACAUCUCCUCUUCGACGCCGCCCUUGCUCCUACCAGACGAACCUGCAACGCAUCGCCUGAUCAAAGCCAUCGACCUAACGCCCGUCGUCGACCUGCACAAGAUCGGCUGCGUCUAUGUCGGUCCAGGCCAAUCGACCGAACGCGAGAUCUUGGGCAACAGGCAAGGCUCCCCCGCCUACGCACGCUUCAUGGCCGGGUUAGGCGAUCUCGUCACGCUGAAAGGGCAAGAGGACGUGUACACAGGCGGACUGGAUAGGGAGAAUGAUUUCCACGGGAAAUACGCCUAUGCCUGGAGUGACGAUAUCUCGCAGAUCGUAUUCCACGCGGCGACUAUGAUGCCUGAUAGGAGCGGGGAGGGGGAUGUGAAUCACAGUCACAAGAAGGCUCUCAUAGGCAACGACUGGGUACACAUCGUCUUCAACGAGUCCGGUCGCGAGGAGUACGCCUUUGGGACCAUCCCUUCGCAGUUCAACUACGUCAACAUUGUCGUCUCCCCCAACACUCGUGGCGGGGUAUCCCUAGGAUCCGUCGGUCCAAUCGAUACGAGCUACUACCUCGUCUCUCUACAACGUCGUCCGGGCCUCCCGCCCUUCUCCCCUGUAGGCGAUAAUGGUGUGCUCGUCUCUGCGGGUAAUCUCCCGCUCUUGGUGCGCAGCCUCGCGCUGAAUGCCAACGUCAUGUGUCAGAUCGUCAACGAUACGGGCGGGGAGGCGAUGCGGGCCUACAAGAGUAAUUGGUGCGUGAGGUUGAACCAUGUAACUCGGUUCAGG
This is a messenger RNA of Jaminaea rosea, 6003 nucleotides long. RefSeq lists its product as hypothetical. The transcript has 6 exons. Gene Ontology annotation, cellular component: cytoplasm; TSC1-TSC2 complex; nucleus. Gene Ontology annotation, molecular function: GTPase activator activity. The record is from RefSeq and is a predicted model, not a curated record. Gene Ontology annotation, biological process: positive regulation of GTPase activity; regulation of small GTPase mediated signal transduction; negative regulation of TOR signaling. Lineage: Eukaryota; Fungi; Basidiomycota; Exobasidiomycetes; Microstromatales. The annotation marks the transcript as partial.